Molecule: messenger RNA, 618 nt
Organism: Nanorana parkeri
Lineage: Eukaryota; Metazoa; Chordata; Amphibia; Anura; Dicroglossidae
Gene: NPM2
Product: nucleophosmin/nucleoplasmin 2
Exons: 9
Coding region: 28-618 (196 amino acids)
Biological process (GO): positive regulation of DNA replication; chromatin remodeling
Cellular component (GO): nucleolus; nucleoplasm; cytoplasm
Molecular function (GO): histone binding; RNA binding; chromatin binding
Source: RefSeq, a predicted model, not a curated record
CAGCUCUGGAAGUAGUGGUCUCAAGACAUGGAUUCUACAAUCAGUAACACCAGCAAGCUGGAAAAACCAGUGUCUCUCAUAUGGGGGUGUGAGCUGAAUGAACAGAACAAGACAUUCGUAUUUAAAGUGGCAGAUGAAGACAAGAGUGAGCAUCAGCUGGCUUUAAGGACUGUAUGUCUUGGGAGUAAUGCAAAGGAUGAGUUCCACGUAGUAGAAAUAGUCCCUCAAGUGGUAGAAGGAAGUGCUAACAAACCAGUUCCCAUUGCCACACUAAAGCCAUCUAUUCUACCAAUGGCUACCAUGAUGGGCAUUGAAUUGACUCCUCCAGUUACGUUCCAGCUGAAAUCUGGAUCUGGGCCGGUGUAUAUUAGUGGUCAGCAUGUUGCAUUGGAAGAGGACUACUCCUGGGCAGAGGAUGAAGGUGAGGAGGAGGUGGAAGAGGAAGAAGAGGAGGAAGAAGAGUCUCCACCAAAAGCUGUAAAAAGGCCAGCGGCUUCCAAGAAGGCAGGACAGGCAAAGAAGAAGAAAAUGGAAAAAGAUGAAAGUUCUGACGAGGAAGACAGUCCUGUCAAAAAGGGCAAAGGUGCAGGACGAGGAAGGAAGCCUGCCAAGAAAUGA